Ochotona princeps (American pika) is the source of this 1502-nucleotide messenger RNA. It is a transcript of the gene POLG2, whose product is annotated as DNA polymerase gamma 2, accessory subunit. Gene Ontology annotation, cellular component: mitochondrion; cytoplasm. Lineage: Eukaryota; Metazoa; Chordata; Mammalia; Lagomorpha; Ochotonidae. The transcript is spliced from 8 exons. The record is from RefSeq and is a predicted model, not a curated record. The coding region runs from base 24 to 1460 and encodes 478 amino acids. Gene Ontology annotation, biological process: mitochondrial DNA replication.
CUGGCACUGCUGGGCUGGGGGAGAUGCGCUCUCGGGCGACCGCCAGGACCUGCAGUACAGUCUGCAGGUGCCUGCUGUCUGGGUUUGGGGGUCGUGUGGAAGGGACGCAGCCAGAGCGGGUGACGGGAAGGGCGAGCGCACACGUGGAGCUCCCCGGGGCCGGCGGGCCGGCGGCAGCCCCCGAGCACCAAGAGGGGAGCGAGGCGCUGGUGGACAUCUGUCGGAGAAGGCAUUUCCUCAGCGGCACCCGGCUGCAGCUCAGCCCAGACUGUCUCCUGAACGGGCGCCACCCGGGCUUGGGGCCCUGGGGCGUGGAACUGCGCAGGAAUCUGGCGGCAGAAUGGUGGUCCUCGGUGGUGGUGUUCCGGGAGCAGGUGUUCCCGGUGGACGGCCGCCAUGGGGAGCCGGGGUCGGCGCCUCGUGGGGACGGGGCCUUCAGGUUAGUCUCUACUGAAACCCUGCGCCAAAUCUUGCAAGACAAGGAGCUGAGUAAGGAAGAGCUAGUAGCAUGUCUUGAGAACUUGCUAGACACUGCGGGGAAGCUGCGGGAGAGCCUCCUUCACGGUGCUUUGGAACAUUAUGUUAAUUACCUGGAUCUGGUCAAUAAGCGGCUGCCUUUCGGGCUUGCUCAGAUCGGAGCGUGCUUUCUUCCCGUUUCUGACACUCAGCAGACACCCGAUGGCGUGAAAAGAAUUGGUGAGAAGACAGAAGCUUCCCUGGUCUGGUUUGCCUCUCCAAGAACUUCAAGCCAGUGGCUUGAUUUCUGGUUACGCCAGCGACUCCUGUGGUGGAGAAAGUUUGCCGUGAGCCCAUCGAACUUCAGUAGUAGUGACUGUGAGGAUGAGGAGGGUCGCAAAGGAAGCAAACUGUACUACAGUUUUCCCUGGGGCAAGGAGCCCAUAGAAACCCUGUGGAAUCUGGGAGAGGAAGAACUUCUACACAGCUUUCCUGGAGAUGCCACCAGAUUACAUGGCCGAGAUGGACGCAAGAAUGUGGUUCCUUGUGUCGUGUCUGUGAGCGGGGACCUGGACCGCGGCGUGCUGGCCUACCUCCACGAUUCUUUCCAGCUGACAGAGAACUCCUUCGCCAGAAAGAAACACCUGCACAGAAAGGUACUUAAGCUCCACCCUUGUUUGGCCCCUAUCAAGGUUGCUCUGGAUGUAGGAAGAGGCCCAACAGUGGAACUCAGGCAGGUCUGUCAAGGACUAUUUAAGGAGUUACUAGAAAGUGGCAUUUCUGUAUGGCCUGGUUAUUUGGAAACUGUGCCAUCUUCACUGGAACAGCUCUAUUCAAAGUAUGAUGAAAUGAGCAUCCUUUUCACUGUUCUGGUUACCGAAGGAACUUUGGAGAACGGCUUAGUCCACCUGAGGAGCAGAGACACCACAAUGAAGGAAAUGAUGCAUAUUUCCAAAUUAAAGGACUUUCUGAUCAAGUAUAUAGCAUCAGCUCAGAAUGUGUAGAUAUUUAUACAAUAAAUAUUUUUCUCUGCUGAUUGGUUGUUU